Linum tenue is the source of this 1320-nucleotide messenger RNA. NCBI's taxonomy places the organism in Eukaryota, Viridiplantae, Streptophyta, Magnoliopsida, Malpighiales, Linaceae. The record is from the annotation of a GenBank genome assembly.
CUGUUUCCCCACCAAGUCCAAGUAUAUGUUUUUUUCCCACCAUCACUCCACGCCUUUAUACCUUUACUAAUCCCCUCCCUAACUGUGAAACAACAAUAUUCCUCCACUAAAUCCAAAAAAAAAGGGCGAACCGAGAUGGCGCUGAGCAACAAUGUGAUCGGCGCCAUAAACUUCGUGGCGAUGCUGCUGUCGAUCCCGAUCAUCGGCGCCGGGAUCUGGUUGGCGAUGGAGCCGGACAACUCCUGCGUCAAGCUCCUCCAGUGGCCGCUCAUCAUUUUGGGGAUCCUCGUUCUCGUCGUCGCCUUGGCCGGCUUCGUGGGCGCCUUCUGGAGGAUCCCGGCGCUGCUCAUCUUCUACCUCGUCGCCAUGCUCAUCCUCAUCGUCCUCCUCGCGUCGCUGGUGGUGUUCGUAUUCCUGGUCACCGACAAGGGCUCCGGCCACCCUGCCCCCAGCCGGGCGUACUCCGAGUACCAUCUCGACGACUUCUCCGGCUUCCUCCGGCGGAGGGUUCGCAGCCCCUUCAAGUGGGACGGGAUUAGAGGGUGCCUGAGUUCGACUAAUAUGUGCGCCGAGCUUAAUCAGAGCUACCGCAUGGCUCAAGAUUUCUUCAAUGCCCGCAUUACUCCCUUGCAGCAGUCCGGGUGCUGCAAGCCGCCGACGGGGUGCGGGUAUACGUUUGUGAACCCGACGUAUUGGAUAAGUCCGAUAAACAACGCGGCGGACAUGGAUUGCCUUCAGUGGAACAACGAGCAGACGCAGCUCUGCUACAACUGCGAUUCCUGCAAGGCCGGCCUGCUAGCCAAUCUCAAGUCCGAGUGGAGGAAAGCCGACGUCAUCUUGCUCAUCACUCUCAUUGCCUUGAUCUGCGUCUACGUUGUGGGCUGUUGUGCCUUUAGGAACGCCAAGACCGAAGAUCUCUUCCGCAAAUACAAGCAAGGAUAUACUUGAAUCCUCGCCGUGAUCUGUUAAUUAUAUAAUGCUUUUUAUUUGUGCUCUGUCUUCCGGCUAUGGUUAAUAGUUUGAUUAAUGCUGAAUUACUGAUGAUGAUGAAAACCAUUUUUAAUUAGUGGAGCGGGGAUUUUUUCCCCCCUUUACUACUCUGGUUUUGGUUUGUUUUUUUCUCGAAUCUCGAGCAAUGUGAAAUCAGAGACCGAGGAGGUCGCCGAAAGUUCUCGCUUUCCCGACAAACAUAGCAUCAAAUUUGAACUUUGCUUCAGGGGUAGUAGGGUACGUACACUUUUCUUGUUCCCUUUCAUGGAAGAGGAAAUGAUAAAGGUUAGGAAAACCUGUAGCAGAAUGGAAGAAAGUGGACAGAACGUG